Etheostoma cragini (Arkansas darter) is the source of this 1499-nucleotide messenger RNA. RefSeq names its product DiGeorge syndrome critical region gene 6 (gene dgcr6). The transcript is spliced from 5 exons. The record is from RefSeq and is a predicted model, not a curated record. Lineage: Eukaryota; Metazoa; Chordata; Actinopteri; Perciformes; Percidae. The coding region runs from base 244 to 828 and encodes 194 amino acids.
UCCUCUUCGGUGUGAAUGGACAUCCAACUAUCGCUUUUUUUGUUAGUCGAGUUGGUUUUUAUUAACUUUAACCGCGUUUUAACUUAAAAACUUAAAAACAUCAUUCGAUGCAGGGUAGUCUCCAAUAACCAACAUAUCUGGUUUCUGGGAACUUUAAACCAUAAAAUAAUUACAUUAUCCUGGUACUUUGCAGCUAGCUUAGCUGAAGGUCCCUUUGCUGUGUUUAUAUGUCCACUUAAGGAGAUGGAGAGUUAUCCUGCAGUCACUGACGGAGAUUCUACAAAACAUCAAGAAAGACAUUAUUACCUGUUAUCUGAACUGCAAACCUUAGUCAAAGAUUUACCAAGCUCCUUCCAGCAGCGCCUGUCCUACACCACGCUGGGUGACCUGGCUCUAGCACUCAUAGAUGGCACGGUCUAUGAGAUUGUGCAGGGGCUUCUGGAUAUUCAGCAUCUCACAGAGAAAAAUCUGUACAACCAGAGGCAAAAGCUGCACUGUGAACACCAAGCACUUAAACAAGAUCUUGUACGAAAACACAAAGAUGCCUUGCAGUCAUGCAAGUCUCACAACCUCGCGCUUCUCAAAUCUAACCAACAAGCAGAGCAAGAGGCUCUGGAAAUUCGUGUGCGAGAGGAACAAAGAAUGAUGGAUAAGAAGAUUGUAGCAGAAAUGGAUCAAAAGGUGAUAGACCAGCAAAACACCUUGGAAAAAGCAGGAGUCCCCGGAUUUUAUAUCACCACUAAUCCUCAGGAGCUGACAAUGCAGAUGAACCUACUUGAAUUGAUCCUCAAGCUUCAACAGAAGGAGUCACAAUCUGGAUUCAUUUGAGCAAGAGGCCUGUUUGUGCCAAAAGAGGGGUAAAAGUCAUGCAAUGGCCACAGACUGCACAUGCUCAAAUUCCAGUAAUUGUGAGAUUCCACGUGUGUCGGUCAACACGUGGCAUUGUACUCUUUCACAACAUGUUUACCACUUCCCGUUAUAAGGGUAAUAUUCACCCGAAGUGCUGGUUCUCAAGUGGAUCCAGGAAGACGUUUCCAGUCCUGGGGAAAGCAGUAGCAGAUUGUGACAUCCUAUUGUAAAGCCAGGACACCCAUUAUGAAAUUAUGAAACAAAUGUCCUUUACAGACACAUAAUAUUGACAUUUAAGCAGAGUACUGAGGGAGAAGGCUCUGCCCGAAAUUAAAUAGUGGAGCAUCAAAAUGUAUGGGGUUACUGUUGUGACCCUCCUGCAGUGAGAUGGUCUACCCGUAAGGGCCUCCUGAGUGUCAGGUAUUUUUUGCUACUAUUAAUACUUUAUUGCGUAUCAUGUUUUUGAUCUGUUUAGUUUGUUUUAGUUGUGUUGGUACAUUUACAUAGUAAUUUACUUUUUUUUUUUUAAGUUAAAGGGGCUGUACUUGACAUUCAGCACGUGAAAGGUGCUCUAGGGGAUGUCAUGUGUGUUUUAGGCUAAAUUUUUUGUCACAUACAGCAAACAUCUCCUCACUAUCUUGAGCUGCCUG